Molecule: messenger RNA, 1720 nt
Organism: Sebastes umbrosus (honeycomb rockfish)
Lineage: Eukaryota; Metazoa; Chordata; Actinopteri; Perciformes; Sebastidae
Gene: rem1
Product: RAS (RAD and GEM)-like GTP-binding 1
Exons: 5
Coding region: 340-1296 (318 amino acids)
Biological process (GO): negative regulation of high voltage-gated calcium channel activity
Cellular component (GO): plasma membrane
Molecular function (GO): calcium channel regulator activity; GTP binding; GTPase activity
Source: RefSeq, a predicted model, not a curated record
CACACACUCCCUCCUCAGUUAUCUGUUUCUCCUCUGCUGUCGCUCUGACACACACACACACACACACACGCACACACACGCACACACACACACACACACAGACACACACACACACACGGGGGGAGGUAGAUAACUCUGUGAUUCCACUGCUGAAUUUUUAACGCUGUUGUGGAACUUUUUUUUUCCAGGCGGGUUACUGUGGCACCAGGGUACUGUUACACCGACAGAGACACAGAGACAGGGUUCAGUUCAGUUCUGUUGUUUACUGAGGCUGGACGAACACAGGACUGUUCAUGGGGUGUACGAUCUGUCCUGUCCUGAUGCCGUUACAGUAGCAAUAUGACCCUCAACACCCAGAGAGAGAAGGAACCUCUGCGCCGGCGAGGCAGCACACCGAUUCCUCCCGCCCACUUCUACCAGCACCCGUCCUGGACUCGGGACCUUCAGGACCCUCGGCUCCCCAGCAACACCCAGCCUGACCCCGAGCAGCCGCGCCCCCAGCGUAGCCACCCUCCUCUGGGACAGUCGGCAUCCUACCAUCCUGGAGACAAGUCCCUCCACUACCGCGCCCAGUGGAGUUCAGACUCGGACGAUGACUCCCAGAGUGACUCGGACUGUGUUUACAGAGUGGUGUUGCUAGGCGACCACGCUGUCGGAAAGACCAGCCUGGCAGGAAUCUUUGCCGGGAUCACAGAGAAAGAUGAGCAACCUGGAGGUGGGAUGUUAGAAGACACUUACGAGCGGACACUGACAGUAGAUGGAGAGGAAACCACACUCAUCGUCAUGGAUACCUGGGAGAACGACAAACUGGAGGGGGACGACGACUCCUCUCAGGAAAACUGUCUGAAAGUCGGGAGUGCCUACGUCAUCGUCUACUCCGUCACCGACCGCUCCAGCUUCGACGCCGCCGCUGAGCUCCGUAUCACGCUGCGACGCACCCGCCAGGCCGAAAACCUUCCCAUCAUCCUUGUGGGCAACAAGAGCGACCUGGUCCGGUCUAGAGAAGUCGCUGUGGAAGAGGGCCGAGCGUGUGCGGUGGUGUUUGACUGUAAGUUCAUUGAGACGUCGGCGUCUCUGCAGCACAACGUGACCGAGCUAUUCGAGGGCGUGAUCCGACAGAUCCGCCUCCGUCGGGACGGCAGCGAGGUCGUCAAGCGCCGACGCUCCAUUUACAAGCACAAAGAGAGCCUCCCCCAGAAGGCUCGCCGCUUCCUGGACCGACUGGUGGCACGCAACAACCAGCGCAUGGCGGCCAAAGUGCGCUCCAAGAGCUGCCACGACCUGGCCGUCCUCUGAAGACAGGUGUCCACCAGGAGCAUCAGGUUGGACCUUCUUUGAGCUCUCUCUGGUUGUGAUAUCGUGGACGAUGGCGUUUGUGAUGAUCCUCACGUUCAGCGAGUCAGCAACAUAAUAUAGUAAUCAGCAGUGAAAGGAGUCAGUGGACAGUUACGUACGUCGCUGUGACCAACUCAUUUUCCUCUUUGACCAUUUGGUCUCAACAUUUGCGUGACUUGUCCUCCAGAUGAUCUAAAUAUAAAGAAACUAGACUGUGAAGGAUCAUCACUGUUGGGUUAAAGGUUGGAUGACUGCGUGUGUGUGCGUGCGUGUGAGACUGUUCAGGAUGUCCUGUAGUUUCCACUGUGUCUACUGUGCUGUUCUCCUGAGGUUUCUACUGUUUUCAGUUCAACACUGUGCAGAAUAAAGUCUUAAAGGAACAGUG